AUGGGCGGACGCUGGCGCUGGUUCCUCUCGUCCGCUGCAUCCGCUAGCUGGCCCACAAAUCAGCCUCUCCUCCCUGCUACCCCGUCCAACGCGCACGCCCGCCUGCCCCGCCCUCGCGCCGCCACCCCGCCCCGCGCUGCCUGCUCUGCUCCCGCGCGCCCGCCGCCGCCCGCCGCGCGGCUCGCUCUGCUCCCGCGCGCCCGCCGCGCUGCCCGCUGCUCGGGCGCGCCCCCGCCGCUGCUCCGCGCGCGCGCUCUGCGCCGCCGCGCCGCCACGCGCCGCACGCCCGCGCGCGCUGCGCCGACGCGCCCCCGCCGCACGGGGCCGCGGCGACGACGGCAGAGGCAAGGGCGGGCGCGGCUCGGCGCGGCCUGGGGCGAGGCUGGGGCGCGUGCGCGGGGCAACGUGAGCUCGGGGCGGGGCACGCACGGCAGAGCGGCGGCGAGCUCGCAGCGGGGCUUCCGGGUGCACGCGGGGCGGCAUGGCGAGCUCGGGGCGAGGCGGCGGCGGCGGGGCUCCGGGGUGUGCGCGGGGCGGCAUGGCGAGUUCGCGGCGGGGCUCCGGGGCAAGCACGACCGCGAGGCUGGCUCCUCGUCGGGACGCCGUCGCGGCUCGGUGAAGAAGGAGGAGCCCGCGUCGCCAUCGCCACCACGCCGGGCCCCCGCGUCGCUCGCGUUCUCCAUCGCGCCCACGUCCGCUGGCGAGCGCGACCGGCAUUACAUCCGCGCGUCGGUGUGCCGCCGUUAUUGGGAGACGAGGACGCCGCUCCCCUGGAGCGACGUCCACCUCCCCAAUAACUGGCAUCUCUCCGCCGACCGGGUCCCGAUCCCGCCGGUCCCGACGAGCGGCCGUGCGCGCGACGAGGAGAUCGAGCGCCACCGCCGCCUCCUCCCCGACGACCUCUUCUACGACGCCAGGUACGCCCCCGACUCCGGGCUCCGGGACACCUGGUUUCGUGACGAGCACGACACCAGGCGCGCGUCGUUCUUCGCCGGCACGUCGACGGGGCCGCGGCGGCCACGUCGGGAGCGCGCAGCGCCUGCUCCCCAGGAGCGCGGGCGUAGGCGGGUGCGCGGCGUCACGCCCACGCCGUCGCCUUCGCCAUCUCCAUCGCCACCACCACCUCCUCGCAUGACGGAGGAGGAGGAGGCCCGUCUCGUUGCGCGUGUCAUGGAGAACUCCAUGCGCACGCACGAUGAGCGCCAGUGGGAGGGCCUCGAGGAGAUGCUGGCCCGGUCCGCCGCCGGCGAGGUCGCCAUCCCCGAGCUGGAGAUGGUGGCGAAGGAGGAGAUGGCCGACGCCGUGGGCGUGAACUGGUGCCCCACGCCGCCGUGGUCACCGGAGCGGGAGGCGUCGCCACGGGAGGAGGUGGUGCAGGCACCUCCCGCCGUCCAACCCGCCCCCGUCUACCACGCACCACCGGCCCACCUCUGGACGCCGCCGGCCUACGUCGACCUCGUCAGCGACGACGACGACACCGGCGGCCAGUGA
Molecule: messenger RNA, 1491 nt
Organism: Aegilops tauschii subsp. strangulata
Lineage: Eukaryota; Viridiplantae; Streptophyta; Magnoliopsida; Poales; Poaceae
Source: RefSeq, a predicted model, not a curated record